This is a messenger RNA of Lates calcarifer (barramundi perch), 2077 nucleotides long. It is a transcript of the gene or55e1, whose product is annotated as odorant receptor, family 55, subfamily E, member 1. Gene Ontology annotation, molecular function: olfactory receptor activity; G protein-coupled receptor activity. The record is from RefSeq and is a predicted model, not a curated record. Gene Ontology annotation, cellular component: membrane. NCBI's taxonomy places the organism in Eukaryota, Metazoa, Chordata, Actinopteri, Centropomidae. Gene Ontology annotation, biological process: G protein-coupled receptor signaling pathway.
UGCUGUGUUUGUGUGGGUGUCUUCCAUAAACCAGUGAGACAAUGAAGUCUGUUCUUGGAUUAUUCCAGAAAAUAAACAGUGAGCAGCUAAAGUUUCUGAUCCUUCAGGUUUAGUUGAUCAGAUGAUCUUCACAGAUGAACACCACUGUUCUGAUGUUUGAAGCCUAAAUCCAAUCUCCAGAAGUAAGAAGCUAAUGUUAGGCUAUAAACCAACUACACCACGGUCACAUGACGUCAACGUCUCCACCACUAAGCUUCCAACUGGUCAUUUCAUUUAGCUCUGAGCUCUUCUACAAAAGCCUUUCUUCUUAGAAAGUUAGUGAGAGUUUGAAAGAGCGUGAGUAGAAACACAAUGAGGCUGUAAAGGUGGACUGGUGAGUAGAUGGGUUUUCAUGUUAACGUCCCCGACAACCUCUGUAGUCUCAUUUAGACACUCGUUAGCAACCGCCUGUUUUAAGACACGUAAAAGCUUCAAACAUCAGGAGUGGGGGAUUUACUGACCCAUUUUAUGUCGGAGAAUAAAACCUGAAAAUGUCUUGAGCUUGUGUUAAAACCACAGACCUUAUUGGGAUGAGGUAACAGGAAGUGCUAACAUGCUCUCUGUUUGACCUGGCACUGCUCAGGUGAAGCCAGCAUCAUGUUGGAGGCAUUGCCAGGUAGGAACUUCUCCCACAGCAGCUUUGUGUUCAGAGGUUUCCCUGAGCUGCAGAGACACAGCUGGCUGCUGGUGCUUCCCUUCUCUGCCUCUUACCUGUCAGUGCUGCUGGGAAACUCUCUGCUGGUCCACGUCAUCCGCAGCGUGGACAGUCUGCACAGCCCCAUGUACCUCCUCAUCUGCACGCUCUGCAUCGUUGACAUCCUCAUCGUGACCACCAUCAUCCCCAACAUGCUCUUCAGCCUCCUGUUUGACUGGUACAAGAUCUCAUUAGCUGGCUGCUUGAUUCAGAUGUUCUUCACUCACUUCCUGUCCUCAGUGGAGUCUACGCUGCUGCUGGCAAUGGCAUUGGACCGCUACGUGGCCAUCUGCAAACCUCUGCGCUACACCAAGAUCAUUGACUCGUCCAUGUUCGUGAAGCUGCUGCUCUUCACUCUGGUGCGCAGUGUCUCCAUCAUGGCCACACUGGUUGGUUUGGCAGGUUCACUGUGGUUCUGUGACUCCAAUGUGAUCCAGCACUGCUACUGCGACCACAUGGCACUGGUCAGUCUGGCGUGUGACAGCACUGAGAGAAACAGCGCAAUGGGCCUUGCCGUGAUCGUCUGCUUUGUGGGUGUUGACAUAUCGCUCAUCUUCCUCUCCUACAUUAAGAUCCUGAGUGUCGUCCUGCGAGCAGCAGCCGGCGAGGACCGUUGGAAGGCGUUUCACACCUGCGGCACUCACCUGCUCGUUAUGAUGAGUUUCUAUUUGGUGGGCAGCAUCACCUUCCUGUCUCAUAACCUCAACAUCCCCAUACCGACGGGGGUCAACACCUUCAUGGGACUCAUGUACAUUCUGUUCCCAGCCACUGUCAACCCGAUUAUCUACGGUGUUCGGACUAAAGAAAUUCGGAACGGGUUUUUCAGGAUUUUUAAACUCAGAGUGAAGAAAAUAAUGACAAUAAAGGUUUCUCCUGCUGGCAAAGGACAAAUGUGACAAAGGUUCACGUCCUGCAGAUCCUCAAGCUCUGCAGCUUCGUCCACAUCCAGACUGACUGUGGUGGUUCCUGAACAAACCUCCGUCAGCUGAAGUCCACGUUGUGGUUCGAGGUGGUGGCGAACUGUUCCAGAUCAACCAAUGUUGGCAGUAUUGUUGUUUAUAAAGACCCUCUGAUAUGACACAUCAAAACUAAUCUCAACACAACGUUACUCCUGCUCAGUCCCUAAUGGAAACAUGUAGAACAAAGUGACAUUGGAGGCAUGCUACCAGCCGUCGUUAAGAUACAGUGACCGCUGGUUCAACACUUCAGCCGGCACGAGAGUGGACAGCUGCUCUGUCUGAAAACACAACUGAUGUCUAGGCUGUGGUAUUCUAGCUUUUUACAGCCCGGCAGGACGCAGAGAGAGGAUGAACAUGAACGAGAACACAAACACAGCACCACCGA